Molecule: messenger RNA, 537 nt
Organism: Naegleria fowleri
Lineage: Eukaryota; Heterolobosea; Eutetramitea; Acrasida; Naegleriidae
Exons: 1
Coding region: 1-537 (178 amino acids)
Biological process (GO): translation
Cellular component (GO): ribosome; cytosolic large ribosomal subunit
Molecular function (GO): large ribosomal subunit rRNA binding; structural constituent of ribosome
Source: RefSeq, a predicted model, not a curated record
AUGAUUGAAAACAACAAGUCGAAAAUCAUCCAUGUCCAGGUCAUUGGAUGUCAAGCUCAGUUCACUUCCUAUUCGGCUGUUCUUGCUCCAAAAAUUGGACCACUCGGUCUCUCACCACGUCUCGUCGCUCAUGAAAUAAUGCAUCUCACGAAAGAAUGGAAAGACGUUCGCGUGAAAUGCAAAAUUGUAGUCAAUCUCGAUGAACGAAAAUUUCAGGUCGAAGUGAUUCCUUCCUGUGCAAGUUAUAUCAUUCGUGCCCUAAUGAAGUCCAAUUCAAUCUUUUCCUCAAUGCCAUUUAAUAACAGACAUACGCGACAUUCGUUGAUAAAGGCCUACAAACAAUGCAACUUGACGAUGGAUCAAGUCGUUGAAAUUGCUCGAUGCAUGAGAUCUCGUUCAAGAGCCAAAGAAUUCAAAGGAUGUGUGAUAGAAGUUUUAGGGACUUGUGUUUCUGUUGGUUGUAAAGUGGAAAAUCAAGAUCCAAGACAUGUCCAACAGCUUUUAUUGUUUGGAUUUUUGAGUGUUCCUGUGGAGUAG